Molecule: messenger RNA, 1175 nt
Organism: Menidia menidia (Atlantic silverside)
Lineage: Eukaryota; Metazoa; Chordata; Actinopteri; Atheriniformes; Atherinopsidae
Source: the annotation of a GenBank genome assembly
UUGGGGGAUAAGGUAACACAUCCAAUCGCUCAGAGCACAGCCCAGUUUGGGGUUGGGUUGCAGGUGAAAAUGUCUCCGGGCUCCGAGGGCCUUUUUAAGUCGAUGUACGAACCCCGAGGGGAGGGGGUGGGGGUAAGGGACGCGCGUCCAUGCUCCCCCCGCGCGCACAGACCUCUUGGAGCGGCUGAAGGGGACCGUUUUGACCCCCCCCCCCCCCCCCUCUUCGUCCUUUCUCCCGCAGUGCUCGCCUGCUCCAUGGCCGCCGCCGUCGUGCGCGGCGCACCUCUGCCGGGGGCCAGCGCACUUGUUGAGGAGCCCAAAUUUCAGGAGCUGCUGCAAAGAGUCCACAGCCUGACCCAAAAAAUGCUGCUCUCCAUACCGGACACGCACCGGUCCUGCGUCCAGACAGAGACUCUAAAGCUCAACUCCUCUGAAAACGCGAAGCUCGUAACCAUGGCGUCCAUCAUCGGCAUCCCUCCUGCGCCGGUUCUCAAAGCCGUGUCCGAAAACUUCACCCUGGAGAGCAGUUUGGAGCGGAUGAGCGAGGGUCUGCAUCUGCACAGGAGCCUGCUGCUCCGCGUCUCCCCCCGGCUGGAAAGAGCAGAUAAAGUGGCGAGUUUAAUGGCAGACAUCCGAGAUCUGGCGAUUCAGAUCGUCAAGAUGCAGAAAAUGCUCCAGCCAGAGGCUGAGGUGCAGCAGGCUCCGGACCCGCUGGACCUGCGUCUGCCUGGGAACUACGAGGUCCAGGUGGCCGUCCACAUGACCCUGGUCCAGCUCCAGUCCUUCGGCCGGGACAUGAUGCGCUGUCUGGGAAGUCUGGACCAGGGCAGCGAAGAGGACACAGAGAUCUGACCCCUAUAGGUCCUAUUCCCGUUUUAGCUCUGUCUGAAACAUGCCCUAUAUGUUGCCAUUUUUUACUAUGGUGUUUUUUCUUAUUUGUUAAAAGAUUAUUUAUUUUUUAUUUAUUUCUAUUUAUAUAUUUAGGCUAUUUAUGCAACUGUAACACAAAGUAUUUAUUUUGGGAGCUUAUAUUUGACAGUUUUGCAUUGAACGCAGGCUUGCAUUGUGAUAAGCUGAAGGCACCUUAAGAACUAAUAAAAUACCCUGUACAGUCAUAUUUUCAUGAUCUGCACAUGUUUGUAUGACGUAACACUGAAUAAAAAUAUAUCAAACGG